Molecule: messenger RNA, 2832 nt
Organism: Phaedon cochleariae (mustard beetle)
Lineage: Eukaryota; Metazoa; Arthropoda; Insecta; Coleoptera; Chrysomelidae
Source: the annotation of a GenBank genome assembly
AUGGCAAGUGGACAAGGAUUUUUAACUCCUAGUGAAUCCCAAAUUUCAGAUCUAUGUAAAAUAAAUGACAGAAAUAUGGAAAGUACUUUGAAAAACAAAGAAAGAGAUAAACCCAAACGAAUACGCAAGAGAGUCAAGAAUAAGAAUAUUGGAGAUGACAAUAAUGAAAUUUUGGACUUAGUGGAAUCAAAUUCACCCAGAUUCAGGUUACCAAUAGUUAGAAACAAAUUGCCCCUGGAUUACUGUAUUCCUUCUAGUAGCAAGCAUCCUUAUUCUAUGGAUAAAGCUUCAACAUAUUCCUCCAACAAACUCAAGGAUGUUGUGAGUAAAAAAAGUGUUUCAGUUGAUGAAAAGGUCACCUUUGAAAUUCAAUCAAUCAGGAAACAUGUUGGUUGUCAAAUGAUUCGCAAAAGGAAUUAUAGAUACAAGCAUAUUAAUCUGAGGUCUUUCACAAAAAAUACUAAUACAGAGCAUUGUAUUUUUACAACUGUACUAAACAACCUACUAAACAAUUUUCAUGGGUUAACAAUGAUUGAUAAGGAGAAAAACAAGAUUGUUUCUAAAGCAGAAUCCAGAAAAUAUCCUAAACAAGAAUCUAUUAAAAAAAAAAUUAAAAGAGAGAACAGAGAUAUUGAAGCCAAAGAAACAACAUUUCCUGAUUAUAUUUCCCAAGAGAAUGCUGUUUCAGGUCUGAGAGAUGGUGAUUUGGUGAAGGGAGUUGUGAGAAUAAAUCCUAAGAAUUCUCAAGACUCAUAUGUUAGUAAUGAUGAUUCUAGUAAAGCUGAUUAUUAUUUAACAUCAGUUCUUGACAGAAACAGGGCAUUGGAAGGUGAUGAAGUAAUUCUGCAAAUGAAACCAAAAAAUGAAUGGGUUGAUGGAAAGAUAACUGUCCAAGUAGUGUAUAUAACUCAAAAAGUUCACUCAAGACUUGCCGUUGGUAUUUUGAAGGCCCGAAAAUCGAAAAAUGCAGAGUAUGCCAUCUUUCAUCCCAGAGAUAAAAGGAUUCCUUCUAUUCGAAUUCCUGAAUCUCAUUGGCCCAAUGGUUUCAAGGAUGAUCCCAAAAAAUAUGCAAACAUAUUAUGUAUGGCUAAAAUACUGCGUUGGACAGUUCCGUCAUAUGCCUCAGGAGUGUUGACAGAAAAUUUAGGUCUUGUAGGAGACCUGAAAGUAGAAACGUUGUCAAUAUUGAAAGAGUUCUGCUUGGAUACAACACCAUUUGGGGAAGAAGUAAGGGAAUAUUUACCCCAGAGUUUCCAUAUAUCCAAGGAGGAAAUUGAACGACGUGAAGACAUAAGAAAAGAAUGUGUGUUUACGAUAGACCCUGCUACAGCGCGAGACCUCGACGAUGCUGUUUCAGUGAAGAUUUUAACCAACGGUAAUUACGAAGUUGGAGUUCAUAUAUCUGAUGUGAGUUAUUACCUGGAACAAGGCAGUGAACUAGAUCAGAUUGUUAGUAAAAAGGCGACUACCAUAUACAUGGUAGAUUCUGUCUAUCAUAUGCUACCGGUAGAAUUAUGUUUACAUUGUUCUCUUCUACCAGGAGAAGAUAAAUUAGCUUUCUCAGUGUUUUGGGAAAUAACAAAAGAUGGUGAGAUCCUCAGCAAGAGGUACACGAGAACCAUUAUCAAUUCCUGCAGCAAAUUAGCAUAUGAGCACGCUCAAGAGAUUAUUGAAAACCCUGAUAAGAAAUUCAGUGAUAGUGAUUUUCCUGAGAUCCACAAUGGCUUCCGGCCGGAAGAUAUUGUCAAUACCGUUAAUGUUCUACAAAAUAUUGCCGUAAUAUUUAGAGAGAAGAGAAUUAUGAACGGAGCCCUCAAAAUUGACCAGGUUAAGUUAUACUUCACCUUGGAUGCAGAAUCUGGAAAACCAGUUGAUUACUCAAAAUAUGAGAAUAAAGAAUCCCAUCGACUAAUUGAGGAGUUCAUGUUGUUAGCUAAUAUAUCUGUCGCUGAAAAAAUUUACGAAGCGUUUCCUGAUAUGGCAUUCUUGAGAUGUCAUGAAAAACCAAAGCAGACAAUGUUGGUUGAUCUCCAGAACAGUCUAGCCACAUAUGGGAUACAUAUUGACAUUUCCUCUUCAAGUGGCUUGAGAUCGUCUUUGGAAAAAUAUAUAAGCAAUGAUUAUCCAGGUUUGUGUCGGGCUGCUGUAUUGAACCACCUAACCGCUAAAGCCAUGACUAGGGCUAGAUAUUUCUGUGCUGCCACUACUGAAUCAGAAUGUUUCAAUCACUAUGCAUUGAGCGUUCCAAUUUAUACCCAUUACACUUCUCCAAUUAGACGCUAUGCUGAUAUUAUGGUCCACCGACUAUUAGCUGCGAGUUUGAGUUAUCAAGAUCCUCCUGCUUGGGAUGAACCUUAUAUUUCGGCGAUGGCUUCGAAUUGUAACAUGCAAAAAUACAAUGCCAAAAGGGCUGGUGAAGCAAGCAUGGAACUUUAUUUGGGUCAUUUUAUCGAAAACCAUAAGCCCUUUGAACAAGACUGUGUAGUAGUUGAUGUAAAGGAACGGAAUUUUGAUGUUAUCGUAUUGAAAACUGGAAGCAUAGUAAGAAUAUAUCCAAAUAACUGUGAACAAGGAACCCAGUGGAAAACAGAACAUAUCGUAACUAGCAGUUCGAUAUCAAAAGAUCGAAAAGCUGCCACAGAAGAGUCAUGCAGAAAACAGCUGAGACUGACGAUAACAUUUCCAAAAACGAAUUAUUUCCCACGAUCGAAGAUAACUGUAGAAAUGUUCUCUUUGGUGAAAGUGAAUUUAGAGAAAAAACAAAACACCUACAAAUUGGAAGGGACAUUGGUCAGACCUCUACCAGAAAGAGUUUUCACCAGACAGACAUGA